AACAGAUGCUGGUGAAAUAACAAGUUUAUUUGAUUCAAUAACAUAUUCGAAAGGAGCAAGUAUAUUACGUAUGUUAGAAAAAAUUGUUGGUUCACAAACAUUUCGAAAUGGUUUACGUGAAUAUUUAAAAGUUAAUGCAUUUGAUGUUGGAGAUCCAAGUUUCUUUUAUAAUAAAUUAUUUAAUGAUACUAAUGGAGAAGAAUUUAUGAAAAAUUGGUUAGAAGAAUUGAAUUAUCCAUUAGUAAAUGUAGUAUUAAAAGUAGAAAAUAAUGAAACAAUAGUAGAUUUUACUCAAUCACGUUUUAUUAUUUCGAACGCACUUGAUUCAUCACAUCUUAAUCAAACUUACCGAUGGAAAAUAAAACUUGAAUGUUUAUUAGGUGGUCAUCCUGAUUCAGAUAUAAUAGAUGUAGAUGCUAGUACAAUUGCUUUUCUUUUUGACACAGAACAUACAACUCGAAUUUUUCCUGGAAAAUCUUAUUCAUGGAUUAAAUGUAAUCGUGAUUUUACAGGUUAUUAUGUUACUGAAUAUUCAUCAUCAUCAUCAUCAGAUAUUUGGCAACAUUUAUCGACAGCGUUAGAAGGACAACCAGUAUUUUUUUCAAAUGAAGAUAGAGUUAAUUUAUUACAAGACACUUUCUUACUUAGUUAUAAUGGUUUAGUUGAUUAUAAGGAACCAUUACGAAUCGUACGUACAUUAAUAAAAAUGAAUAUAGAAGAAUAUGUACAUUGGAGAACAUUUCAAUGGCAUUGGGAUACAUUAGCUAAUUUAAUCGAUUAUUUACCUAAUAUAUUAGAUAAAUUUCAAACGUUUGCCCAUCAACAAAUUCUUUCCGGUGGUGAAACUCUCGAUACAAUUUUAACAUUAAAUCCAACUGAUAAUGAUAAUACAAAAUUAAUCAAAGGCUUAAAAUUUGAAUUUCUUUGUCGAAUGAAUCAUGCAGAUUCUAUCAGAAAAGCUAGUGAAUUAUUUAAAACAAUUCCAAUUCAAUACUUCAAUAAUAGUGAUAUUGGUAUUGGUAUUGGUGCAGAUUUCUUAACAACCGUUUAUACAUAUCAUUUGAAACAUGAUGAUAAUGAAGCUGAUUGGAAUAUGAUGUUUAAUUAUUAUAAAAUAGCUGUAUCACCACAAGAACAAACUCGUGCUUUAAUGGCUAUUUGUUCAACAAAUAAUGCAGAUCGUUUGAAUCGAUUAUUAAAUGAAGGAUUAGCAACUGGUGCAAAUACAAUUAGAAGACAAGAUUAUUUUGCUAUGAUGGGUUACAUGAGUCGUCAUGCAAUUGGAAGAGAAACUGUUUGGAGUUUUUACCGAGAUAAUUAUCAAAGAUUAGUUGAUACUUUUACACUUGAACAUCGCGGAUUUGGUAGAGUGAUUCUUUCCAUUACACAUUCAUUUCAAGAAUCAUCUUAUCUUCAACAAAUGAAUGCAUUAUUUACACAAUAUCCAAAUGCCGGCGCUGGAACAUCAGCACGUAAACAAGCAGUAGAUCAAGUGAAUAUGAAUAUUGAAUGGAUUAAAUCUAGAGAGCAAAAUCUACAUGAUGCACUUGAUGCAACAUUACGACAAUAA
Molecule: messenger RNA, 1570 nt
Organism: Adineta steineri
Lineage: Eukaryota; Metazoa; Rotifera; Eurotatoria; Adinetida; Adinetidae
Source: the annotation of a GenBank genome assembly